AUGCCACACCAUGAAUUCGAAGAGUUUUCGAUCGAAUUUCGCGGUCAUAGUUACGAUCUGAAAGGUAGUGAAUUCCGAAAUAUAAUGACGCAGUUACGAGAUCCCGAUUCGAAAUUCGUCGGUGGUUGGGCGACAUUCAGCUUAGAGUUGACUUUUGCCGCAGAUGAAUUUAUCAAUCCAAAGCCGAACUAUAUUCUGCCCGAAAUACCAAGUAAUCUGCCUGCGGACGAUUAUCGCAAUGUGAUGGUUGCAAGAACUUCUCAAAUUAGUGAUUUUACAAUUGAAACCUCAAAUGGCACAAUUCAAGCAGUUCGUCUACUACUAAUUCUAUCAACGAGAUAUUUUCGUGAUUUUAUCAAUUUAAAUCCAACCGCGAAUACAGCUAUCCUUCCGUUCAGCAAAUUUGUUGUUGAUGAGGUUUUGAAGUUUGCCCUCACAGGCUCGUUUGAUUUGCUGGGAUCACAAGUGGAUGUUUUGGAUGAAUUUCUUUCGUGCACUGAGUUGAUUGUUCCCACUGAUACUCAUUCUCUCACCGAACAUAUUGCGGUUAAUCUUCGAAGACGAUUGCAGGAAUGGCAAACAUUACCGUUAUAUGAUUGUCUGAAACUGUUAGUUCUGUCUUGUAAACACGGACUGUGGGAGUUAUCUUGCACGUUGACUAACCUAAUUGCUAACGUUCACUAUAAAGUAUUCAAACGAGACUAUAAUGCGCAUUCAACGGGCCAGAAUCUACGAAUCUUUGAAGAACUCAAUGAGCAAACAUUCCGUUUCAUACAUCCGAUCGACAAUAUCAAACGAAAAUUUGAGCAAUCCGAGAAGAUGAGACCAAUUUUGAGGUUCAGAGCAAUCAGUAAAACCAACGAAAUCUGA
Molecule: messenger RNA, 870 nt
Organism: Anisakis simplex (herring worm)
Lineage: Eukaryota; Metazoa; Nematoda; Chromadorea; Rhabditida; Anisakidae
Source: the annotation of a GenBank genome assembly